AUGUGUGCUCGAUCCAUUUUAAAUUUAUUACUCAAUAUGUUGUUAUCUAUUCACCAAUUUUUUAAGGGUUCAUUGUCUGCUUCGUUUCGAUUGCGUGGUGAGGACGACGUCAUAUUACCUCCAGGAUUUCGAUUCUGUUAUAAAUCCGAGAAUGCGGCAUGCGAUCAUGCACGAGCAUGUAUGGCGGAUGGCAUGGGAAGGAAAAGUUGUGUGUAA
Molecule: messenger RNA, 216 nt
Organism: Angiostrongylus costaricensis
Lineage: Eukaryota; Metazoa; Nematoda; Chromadorea; Rhabditida; Metastrongylidae
Source: the annotation of a GenBank genome assembly